Sphaeramia orbicularis (orbiculate cardinalfish) is the source of this 1987-nucleotide messenger RNA. RefSeq names its product zinc-binding protein A33-like. The record is from RefSeq and is a predicted model, not a curated record. Bases 132 to 1538 code for a protein of 468 amino acids. Gene Ontology annotation, molecular function: zinc ion binding; protein binding. NCBI's taxonomy places the organism in Eukaryota, Metazoa, Chordata, Actinopteri, Kurtiformes, Apogonidae. The transcript is spliced from 2 exons.
AGACAGGAUAAGACACAUCUCUACAUGAAGUGAAUGAUGACAGAGAUAAAACAACUUUAGGAUCAUACUAACUCCAACACCCUACACUGAGUGGAUCUUUUACGGACUCAAAAUGAAUUUGUUCUGAGAAUAUGUCUCUACGAAUUGAAGCAGUGGACCUCUGCUGUCCUGUCUGCCAUGAUGUCUUUAAAGAUCCUGUUGUCCUGUUGUGCAGCCACAGCUUCUGUAAAACCUGUGUGGAGAGCUGGUGGACUGAGAAAGAACUACAGGAGUGUCCAGUUUGUAAGAAAAUAUCAUUAAUGGCUAAACCAUCCUGCAACUUGGUAUUAAAAAGGCUGUGUGAUGCUUUAUUACGACAGAGAGAGGACCAGAGGGAUUUAGAACCUAUCUGUAAUCUGCACUCUGAGAAGUUCAAACUCUUCUGUCUGGACCAUCAGCAGCCAGUUUGUGUCAUCUGUCGAGAUUCAAAAGCACACAGAAAUCACAGGUUUAAACCAAUCGAUGAAGCGGCACAGGAUCACAGAGUGGAGCUCACAAAGUACCUGACGCUCUUACAGGAGAAACUGAAGCUCCAUGAACAAGUCAAAGGAAAGUGUGAUCAAACAGUAGAGCACAUAACAGUCCAGGCCCGACACACAGAGAAGCAGAUUAAGGAACAGUUUAAGAGGCUACACCAGUUUCUCCAAGAGGAAGAGGAGGCCAGGAUCAGUGUUCUGAGGGAGGAAGAGGAGCAGAAGACUCAAAGGAUGAAGGAGAAGAUGGAGGUUUUGAGUGGGGAAAUCCAGUCCCUGUCAGAAUUAAUCCGAGCCACAGAGGACGAGCUGAGAGCUGAGGACACCUCACUCUUGAGUCGAUACAAGGCCACAGUGGAAAGACAGCAGCAGCACCCCCUGCUGGAUACUCCUCAACUAGGGCUAGGAGCUCUGAUAGACGUGGCCAAACAUCUGGGCAACCUGAGCUUCAACAUCUGGAACAAGAUGAAGAAGAUGGUCUCCUACACUCCUGUGAUUCUGGAUCCAAACUCUGCUCAUUCAGAACUCAUCUUGUCUGUAGAUCUGACCAGUGUGAGUCAUGGGAAGAAACAGAAGCUUCCAGAAAACCCAGAGAGGAUUGACUGUUAUCGAAUUGUCCUGGGCUCUGAGGGGUUUAAAUCAGGGACUCACAGCUGGGAUGUUGAGGUGGGAGACAACACAGACUGGUUUGUUGGUGUAACAGGAGAAUCUGCACACAGGAAGGGGAAACGGAUGUCUCAGUUAUGGAGAAUGGGGUUGUAUGAUGGUAAUUACACAGCUCGUUCUUUAUCAGAUCCCUCUAUUGUUUUGUCAGUGACGAAGAAGCCCUAUAAGAUCAGGAUCCAUCUGGACUUUGAUAGAGGAAAACUGUCAUUCUCUGAUCCUGAUAUGAACACUGACAUACACACCUUCACACACACUUUCACUGAGAGGCUGUUUCCAUACAUUAACUCUAUAAAUGUACGUCCAUUGAAGAUAUUACCUGUGAAGAUCUCUGUCUGCACUGGUUGUACUACCAAAAUAUAGCAAAUACUGGUUAACUCAGCAAUGAACCUAAACUCUUGUUUAGUUUUUAAAUAUGUCUAGAAAUGCAGGUCCUACUUUAUUCUAGUUUUAUGGCAGUUUGCUGUGCUCUUUGUUGUCUUCAAUGACUGCUUUACUCAGUUGUCUCAUAAAAACCCUUGCGUGGACAGGAUGUGAAAUUAGCACUACUAAUACUAUGACAUUUGCAUUGUAAAGAUGGAAUCCGGUUUUAUCUAUUUAAACUAUGGACCAUUUGUUCAUAUUAGACAAACCACAAACAGAGCAGCCAAAAUCCAAUAAAUUAAUACUGGGGAAAAAUUCCAACCUGAACUGACAUCCUCCACAUCUAUAAUUUCUUUUCAGUGUUUUGUCACUUUUUACAAAUUUGUAAUCACUGAUUCAGUAAUAUUGAUUGAAAAUUGUGUCAAAUUGGAAAACAAACAAUAAAACAU